CUUACUGUCAAAACACAGCCUGUAGAAACAUGAUGGACCUGUUUGAGACCAACACUUAUUUUUUCAACGAUUUACGUUAUCUUGAGGGGGACCAUGAGACCCUGGAUAUGCCUGGUGUGUCCCCACUUUACGAGGGGAACGACAGCCCUUUGUCGCCAGGACAGGACCCUGUCCCGUCGGAAACUGGAUGUGAGAGUAGCGGAGAAGAGCACGUCCUUGCGCCACCAGGGCUUCACCCGCACUGCGGGGGUCAGUGCCUGAUCUGGGCUUGCAAGAUCUGCAAACGAAAGUCGGCACCGACAGACAGGAGAAAAGCAGCCACUCUGAGAGAAAGGAGGCGACUCAAAAAAAUCAACGAGGCGUUUGACGCGUUAAAGAAAAAGACGGUUCCCAAUCCGAACCAGAGGCUACCCAAGGUUGAGAUUUUACGCAGCGCAAUAACCUAUAUUGAGAAAUUGCAGGACCUGUUGCAUACGCUGGACGAGCAAGAUCAAAACUCUGACAGUCGCCCUUAUACAUAUACCAUCAAAGAAAAUCAUGUGGCUCCUAGUGAGUAUAAUUGGAAAAAGACCUGCCAAAGUUGGCAGGAGAGCCCAGAUCAUUCCAACUCCAAUAUGGCCAGAGAAGGAGGCGCAAUGGAGUCUUCGGCAUCCAGCAGCCUUCGUCGACUCUCCUCGAUUGUUGACAGUAUUUCCACGGAAGAGACGAAAAUCGACGUACCGACCAGAUCGCAGAAAAGUGAAGCUUAAACACUAUUUCACAUUUCCGACUUUUUAUUUAUUUCCAUGAGUAGUGUAAACGUUUUAUCUGUAACAGGUUACACUUCAAUAACCUUCAUCAAUUCAAUAACAAGAAUAUUGCGAUUAAAUAAUAAAUAGGCUACCCACAUGAAAGAAUACUGUAGUAUAUUUUCGUAUUACAUAGUAAACUGUAUUCAAUUCUAAUAGUAGGCCUAUAUCAUAACAUAUCUACGUUGUUAAUGUAUUAUAUAGCUUAUUAACUUUAAUAAACUGUAGUAAAUACUUUAAUAUUUACUAUGUUAAGAAAAACACUAUAUAGUGUUUACGGGGCAUUUCGCGUCUUUUGCGUGCGCAAAUAUUUUAAAUACGCACGCGAUGCGACGCGCUCUUCUGAUGUUUCUAAAAUAUUAUUGAUGAAGGUUAUUGUGAAGUAACAUUGUAUUCUGUGUAUUUUCUUCCAUAAUUUUGACCAAUUCCAGGCUUUUUUCCAUGGUCACAGUCAUCAGAAUUAUUCCUGUGAAUUUAUAUGGUCUUCCAAAAAAUGUAAAUAUUUUGUAAUUUAUUGCUGUUACUUAAAUUAUUUUAUAAAUUAAAAAGAAGAAAAUACAAUUGAGAGCACUUGGCCGCUGCCGGAUAUGUAUCCAACAUUAAACAGUACAUAACAUUUCCAAAAGUACUCUGUAUUACGCUUGUUUAAUUUUUAUAUUUAUUUAUUUUACAAUCACGUUGUUGAAAAUGUGACUCGUCUGUUAAAAGUCAUUUCUGUGAUGUUUUAGGGUUUGAAUUCAUCUAAGAUGGACAUUUUCUGAUUUAAUCCAGAUGCGCCUUUGCUUCAGUGAAAUGUUUUGUUAUAAUGUCAAAAUAUAAUUUUAUGUUACAAAAUUCAACCAAGAUAUUUAACUGUUUAAUUAGCAUCCAUGUAACAUCUUCAUACUUGUUCUAUGGAAUCAAUUUUAAGCAUUAACUUUAAGAUCUUAAGCUGGGAAAGCAUGUAGAGUUCCGGCCAUCAAAUGUCCUCUGCAUUAGAAGCCCACCGUAUGGCAUCACCAGCCUUGACCAGCUAGCAGCUUUUUCAGAUUCACAAGUAUUAACAGUGUGUAAAAUAUGACUGGGCCUGAAAUAGCCCUGGCCUUGCCUGUUAGUUCCAGCUGGCAGAGCAAGGCUCAGAAUUGUCUGCAAUGAAUGUAGACCCCACUGCACACACAGUAUCUAUUUUAUCUGAUGAUCGAAAGUAGAAGGUUGUUGAGGGGAAAAUAUUGCAAGGCUGCCUGGCAACUAUCCAAUGGUAGCGAUUUGUUGGUGCUCCCCAGUUGCACCGUAGCAUUUCCAUCUUGCACAGCAUGCUAUCUGUCAGGACCAGCUCUCUGAUCUUUCCAUUUAACAAACUAGCACCUUUGACCUCAUCACAUACGGAAGUAAACGUAUGUACCCAAACUCUUGAAAUGACCACUGACCCACACAGCGCACAUCUGGGAAACAACGCUGUCCAAAGGGUGUCUAUUUACUCCAGUAGGCUAAAUGCAGAUUCCAUCGUGGCAACAUUUUUAAGGUAAAAAUAUCAUUAUGGACUUAUUGUAUAGUGUGGUCCAACAGUGUGGAAAUUUUGACAUUAUUUUUUUUAUCUGGGAGUAAAGAUUGAUUUUGAAUGAUUUAUGAUAAUGCUGGAUUGGUACAAUCCAAAAUCCUGGGAUGUUUUAAAUAUAGACAGCAGUUUAGUCCAUAUUUUACCCAACAUGCACAUUUCACAUUUAUGCAUUUGGCACAUUGUGCAUUUACAGUGUAUUACAAGUAUACCAUGCAUUUGAAACAAGACCAUGCAAAACAAAACAAAAAAACAAGUGCCUUAUAUUUUGCACUAUGUGUUACAAUCAAUUCGUGGCAUGAUACCUUUGUUCAAAUGUUCAGAUGUCAUUGCUUGAAGCACACAAGAUUUAUUUUUGGUAGUCAUGCUGGGAUAAGAUAGAUCAUCAUGUUUCACAAAUUCAUACAGGCCAUGCUAGCUUGAAUAUAUACAAAAAGCCAAAGAAAUACAAAAAUGUUUUCAUUUUUCAAGUCAGCUUGUCACUCAAACA
Messenger RNA from Paramisgurnus dabryanus, 2812 nucleotides. The record is from RefSeq and is a predicted model, not a curated record. NCBI's taxonomy places the organism in Eukaryota, Metazoa, Chordata, Actinopteri, Cypriniformes, Cobitidae.